This is a messenger RNA of Cladophialophora psammophila CBS 110553, 879 nucleotides long. RefSeq lists its product as uncharacterized. The coding region runs from base 1 to 879 and encodes 292 amino acids. Gene Ontology annotation, cellular component: cytoplasm. Gene Ontology annotation, molecular function: oxidoreductase activity, acting on the CH-OH group of donors, NAD or NADP as acceptor. Lineage: Eukaryota; Fungi; Ascomycota; Eurotiomycetes; Chaetothyriales; Herpotrichiellaceae. The transcript has 3 exons. The record is from RefSeq and is a predicted model, not a curated record.
AUGUCCUUCUCAGUCCGCGGAAAAAAUGCUAUUGUGACAGGUGCCAGCUCCGGCAUCAACCUUGCUUUUGCGAAAUUUUUAGCCUCUAAAGGGGCACAUGUUGUCGUCGCCGAUGUCCAGGAGACUCCUGCUUUCAAGGAUUUCCAACAAGAGGCGAAGUCGACCAAAGUACUCUUCCACAAGACAGACGUAUCAAAUUGGAAGGACUUGGAGAAGCUGUUUCUCUUCGCGAAGUCCGAGUUGGGACCUAUCGACCUGCUAUGUAACGGGGCUGGUGUCUUUGAACCGGACUGGUCAAGUUUCUGGAAAGACACAGAGACCGAAAGUUACAAAUCGUUCGAUAUCAAUGUGCAGGGCCUUGUCAAGGGAACGCGGAUGGCCAUUCGCGACCAGAUCACCAGAUCCAAAGGCAGGAAAUGCAACGAGACCGUGGGAGUCAUCCUCAAUAUUUCGUCGCUGGCCGCUCAAUAUGCCCUCUUUAACCAACCGCUCUAUGCCACCUCGAAGGCAGCUGUGUCCGCCUUCACGCGCUCCCUGGCGCCUUUGCAUCAGGAGUUUGGGAUAAAAGUCGUCGCGGUCGCCCCGGGCAUGGUCCUGACGCCACUGUGGAGCAACAACCCGGACAAAAUGAAGGCGAUUUCCGACGCCGACGUCUUUGCCACUCCGGAAGAGUUGGCCGAGACCAUGCUCAUGCUCGUGGAGAGCGCCGAGUACGAGGGAGGGACGGUUUUGGAGAAGCUGAAGCACACGACUAGGAGGGUGCUCGUUGACAGUCCGCUGCCGUCCGGACCCGGCUCCACAAUGAGCAAGAUGGAUCUGAUUUACGAGGAUACCAUUGCUCUCUUAGAGGCUGAGAGGAAAGGAAAUGCUGCCAAAUAA